UACCCUUAGCAAAAGAUACGUGCCUAGUCUGUAAGUGCUGAGAUAAAUUUAAGUUGUUUUGUAUAUUUUUAAUAAAUAAUGCGAAAUUCUACAACACCAACGCACACUCUGAACUUCCCGGAGCAAUUAGAGUGUUUUGAAUUUUGUAAUAGUGAUUUCGCAUGUAAUUUAGUAGCACUUGCUAGUCAUAAAAAGAUUAUAUUGGGACUCAUAAAUUUGCCGGAAGAAUCUGGCUGCUUUGAUUGGAAACGUGUGAAGGACUUGUAUCACGAAAGCCGUUGUGUUUCAUUAUGUUUUGCGCCAGAAACUUCAAUGGCAGUAGUACCCAAAUCGGUUAUAUUUUGCGCUGCAGGUUCAGAUUUUCGUUUGCGUGUAUUUCGCACAGAUUUGCAAAAUUCUGACACUGUUCAAAUACUCAAUGGUCAUAGUAAUUAUAUCAAUGAGGUUAUAUGGGAUUGCAAUAGCGAAUUCCUGGCAUCAGUUGGCGACGAUAACACUUGUCGUAUUUGGGAUACAAAGUCAAAUUUUGAAAAUACUAUAACAUUUCAUUUGCAAUCAGCUGGUAUGUCGGUAAAAUGCCACCCGGAGGAACCACGUAAAGUCGUUGUGGCAGAGAAGAGGGGCGUCAUACAUUUAUACAAUAUACAAUCAGAAGCAGCCAUAAUAUCCGUAGAAGCGCAAAAGUCGCCACUAAAAUCAGUGGAUUGGUGUCCAUUAAAUCGAAUGUGCAUAACAGCGCUUGUAGCUGGCGAUAUAAUAUCGUGGGAUUUGCGACGACCAACACCAAUCGAUAUAAAACAAGUACAUGAAGAUGGUGGACAAAUUGUACGCAUUGCGCCAAAUGCAGAGACUGUGGUAGCAAGUGUUGGACGUCCUGAUGUAGCAGUUAAGGUUUUCACCGCAAAAUCGCGUAUACCCUUGGUUGAUGCCACGCUUAAGCUCUAUGGUGGCUUGUCUUGGCACCAUCGAUUGCCCUAUAUAGGUGUGGCAACAGAUCGUAAAUUAUGCUUAUGGAAGUUGCAAAUUAAAUAAACUACAAAUGUGCUUGUUGUUUGAUAAA
Bactrocera latifrons is the source of this 1060-nucleotide messenger RNA. RefSeq names its product nucleoporin Nup37 (gene Nup37). The record is from RefSeq and is a predicted model, not a curated record. Gene Ontology annotation, cellular component: nuclear pore outer ring. NCBI's taxonomy places the organism in Eukaryota, Metazoa, Arthropoda, Insecta, Diptera, Tephritidae. The coding region runs from base 79 to 1032 and encodes 317 amino acids. The transcript has 3 exons. Gene Ontology annotation, molecular function: protein binding.